This is a messenger RNA of Microplitis demolitor, 4141 nucleotides long. It is a transcript of the gene Nt5b, whose product is annotated as cytosolic purine 5'-nucleotidase. Gene Ontology annotation, molecular function: 5'-nucleotidase activity. NCBI's taxonomy places the organism in Eukaryota, Metazoa, Arthropoda, Insecta, Hymenoptera, Braconidae. The record is from RefSeq and is a predicted model, not a curated record. Bases 1354 to 3303 code for a protein of 649 amino acids. The transcript is spliced from 9 exons.
UUCGUUAUAAAAUUUUUUAUUUUUAUAACUUAUUUUUAAACAUUAUAAUAUUUAAAAAAUGCUUAUUUUAAAUGAGAGUGAAUGUAGCAGCCCUGAUUAAACAACUGAAUUAGAUCGAAUUAAACAAAAUUGAAUUUUUAAAUCUAUACAAUUCAGAUAAAUUCUGUUAAUUCGUUACCUACCUUAAAAAAGAAUUCUGUCUGAUUCGGCAGGAAAACCAGAAUUAAUCCAAAUUGAAACGAAUUCAAAAAUGUGAAAUCGGUUUUAUUCUGUUUAAUUCAAAAAUAAUUCUUGAAUUCUUAUAAAUUCUGUCUUACCAAAUUUAAUAGAAUAUAACAGAAUUGAGCAGAAUUAAAAUUUUUAAUUCGGUCGAAUUCAGUCGCUUAAUCAGGGAGACGUUAGACAAUUUACAAAUUUGAAAUAAAUAAAUGAAUUUAAAAAUAAAUGCAUGUACUGAUUUUGCAUUUUUUAUUUUUUACUCUACGUACAUUUUAUUUAUUUAUUCUAGAAUUUAAAAAAUUGACAAUUGUCAGCUAUAUUCACAUUCAUUAUUUUAAAUAAAAUUAUAUGUCGGUAGAAAAAAUAAAUUGGCAGAAUAUUAACAAUGAAAAUGGGUUGGGCCUUAUCAUAUAUAUUUAUAUUGAAUCAUGAAUUUAAUAUUUUUUCCUUUUGUCAAAACAUUUAAAAAUUUUAGAUAAUUUUGUCGCACAACAAAUAGUCAAUUGUCAUGUUAUUGAAAACGAUUUCUAACAUACCGGAAAUAAAAUAAUUAUAAACGCGGGAAUUAUUUUUUAUUUAUCAUUUUAAUUCAAUUUAGAAAUACAUAUAUAUAUAUAUAUAUAUAUAUAUAUAUUUAAUUCUUUUUUUCUCACUCUUUUGAUUCAAUUCAACACUGUACCUUGUCGCACUGUCUUUAGGUUAUGUGAUACUCGAGGUCACCUAAUGAGAUUAAUUUUACGCAAUACACACGAACCGCGAAUGAACGUAAUUGCUUCGACACUGUUGAGGGGCGUAAAAACAAAUAGUUGGUUAAAUAAAAAACAAAAAAAUAAUCUUAGCUUCCUGAACAGAUAAAAGUUUACUUUACGUUAUUAUUCAUUUCUUUUAUCUAUAGUCUUACUAACGUGUUGUAUUAUUGUGUUGGUCUCUCUUGCGCUCUCGUCUCUUUUACAUCCAUAUACAUAAAAUAAAAAUUCGAUCUAUUAUACCACUUGGCUGUUUUUAUUAUCAUAAACUCACUACACUAGCUCUCUACUCUUAUCGCUUUUGUUUCUUUUGAUUUUUUUUUGUUUUUUUAAACUCGGUAUAUAAUUAAAUAUCAACAAUAAAUACGUGGUUAUUAUAUAUUACAAAAUGAAAGGAUCGACGUUUGUUAUUCGUGGUAUAACUAAAUUUCGCGUAUUACCUUGGUGCUCAUACGUUCCAGAGGCCAAGAACAACCAUCAACGCCGGACAACACAAUAUACGGCGCCACGGACUUACUCCUCGGUCGCUAUCAUCGAUGAAAAAUCUCAACACACGCCAACAGCCAAUUCUAAUCGUCCGUUUAUUCGUCCCUCAAUAAUCCGACAGUUAAUAAUGGACCUGGAGAAUUGUAACUCACAUGCAGAUGACGGCUCUUCACACCAUGAAGAUCCUAGUGGAUACAAAAAGUGGUAUCGACAAGCUAGCCAAAGAAUUUUCGUCAAUCGAAGUCUUCACUUGGAGAAUAUUAAAUUCUAUGGAUUUGAUAUGGAUUAUACUUUAGCAGAAUAUAAAUCACCACAAUAUGAACAAUUGGGUUUUGAUUUACUCAAAGAACGUUUAAUUUCAUUGGGUUAUCCACAAGAGAUACGUGCAUUUGAAUAUGAUCCGAGUUUUCCAGUUCGAGGAUUAUGGUUUGAUACACUCUACGGCAACCUUUUGAAAGUUGAUGCUUAUGGAAAUAUUCUUGUCUGUGUUCAUGGUUUCGAGUUUCUCAAACACUCUCAAGUAUACGAAUUAUAUCCAAAUAAAUUUCUUCAACUCGACGAAUCACGUGUCUACGUUUUAAAUACAUUAUUUAAUUUACCAGAAACUUAUUUACUGGCAUGUUUGAUAGACUUUUUUACAAAUUCACCUCAAUUUUCACGUGAAAAAACAGGUGUAAAAGAAGGUGAACUUACAAUGAGUUUUAAGAGUAUUUUUCAAGAUGUAAGAAAUGCUGUUGAUUGGAUUCACAUUCAAGGUGAUCUUAAGUCAAAAACAAUUGAAAAUCUUGAUGAAUACGUUAAAAAAGACGAAAGAUUGCCAAUGUUUUUAACUAGGAUACGUGAAAGUGGGGCUAAAGUUUUUCUUCUGACCAAUAGUGACUAUAAUUUUACCAAUAAAAUUAUGACUUAUCUAUUUGACUUCCCGCAUGGUGCUAGGCCUCAUGAACCGCAUAGAGAUUGGAAAACUUAUUUUGAUACCAUUGUAGUUGACGCAAACAAACCAUUAUUUUUCGGUGAAGGCACUAUUUUACGUCAAGUUAAUACAAAAACAGGCGCGUUAAAGUUGGGAACACAUAAAGGACCACUUCAUACAGGUGAAGUUUAUUCUGGUGGAUCAUGUGAUGUUUUUACUGAGAUGAUUGGAGCUAAAGGAAAAGAUGUUCUUUACAUCGGAGAUCAUAUUUUUGGUGAUAUUUUAAAAAGUAAAAAAAUACGUGGCUGGAGAACUUUUCUUAUUGUUCCUGAAUUAGUUCAAGAGCUACACGUUUGGACAGAUAAAUGUCAAUUAUUCGCUGAAUUACAAAAUCUUGAUGUUAUGCUUGGAGAAAUGUACAAAAAUUUAGACAGUAGUACUAAUGAAAAGCCUGAUAUAUCGAAACUACGAGCUUCUAUUAGAGACGUAACGCAUAAAAUGGAUUUGGCUUAUGGAAUGAUGGGCUCAUUAUUCAGAAGUGGAAGUAGACAAACAUUUUUCAGCAGUCAAGUUGUAAGAUAUGCCGACCUUUAUGCAGCAACUUUUCUUAAUCUUAUUUAUUAUCCAUUUUCAUACAUGUUUCGUGCGCCAGCAAUGCUGAUGCCACAUGAAAGCACUGUAGCUCAUGAGCAACGUUUUGUAAUGGAAACUCCAAUGAUUAGUAGAUCACGAACUUUUAAACUCACUGACGAAGAUGAAGAGCAGAACAAUAUUAUGACUAAAUCAUUAGAAACUGAAAAUAAUGGUGCGAUUCCACAUGCAAGACCAGAAACUCCGCGUAAUGUUACACAUACACAUGAUGAAGAUUGCAGCGAUGAGGAUAGUGACUCACAAAAACAAAAUCCAUCCAGAUCGUCAAAAAAAAUUGAUAGUAAUUAAUACGAAAUUAAAAAAAAAAAAGUUCAUAAUUUUAGGAACCAUCUACGUGUUUGAGCUGUAGAAAUCUCAAACAAAACUUAUGUAGAAGCACAAUCAGAGACUGAGAUAGCUAAAAUCAAGUUUAAGUUAGUUUAAAUAAUCUUAAACAAUUAAUAGUUCAAUCGUUAAGGUUGAUUCGUUGCUAUAAUUUAAAAACAAAAUAAUGCGUUUAAAUAUAUAUCUAUUCAGCUUUUCCGUUAAUUAAAAAUUUCAAUUAAAAUUAAUUGACUAUUUUGACACCAGUUAUUAAACACUUAUUGUAAAUAUCUUGUUGUUAACUAAGAUUAUUUAAAAUACAUCGAACUUUAGUGUUUUUACUAGUAAAAAAAAAAAAAAAAGAGAUUAAAAAGGUGCCUAAUCAUAGCUAUCGUAAUAACAAUCAUUAAACCAUUUUAUUCUAUGUUUAAGAAGCUCACUAUUUCAGUCUAAUCUGUUAAAAAAAUAAAUCUUCCCUACUUUAAAAAUGUUUAAAUUGACGAUAAUGUUAUAAAAAAAAAUUCAGCCAAUGUUAUUCUAUGUUUGUUUACUAAUUCAUGCUCGAAAUUUACUUUUAUUAUAUAAUACAUAUUAUUAUUUUAUGUAAAUAAAUGAAAUUUAAAAACUACAUAAGUGUAUAGAAGAAAUUAAUAAAUUUGUUUGAUUUUUUUUUACUUUAAUUUAAAAUAUUAUAUACGUAUAUAUAAGCCGAACUUUUUUUAUCAAUAUAGAAAAUAAAUUAUUAAAAUUAUUAUUGCUCAAAUUUUAUAAAUAAGCUUGAGCAUUUUUUAGGUUUAUCGAAAUUAUACGUAUUUUUCGAAAU